Trichoderma gamsii is the source of this 1530-nucleotide messenger RNA. Its product is annotated as aspartyl-tRNA(Asn)/glutamyl-tRNA (Gln) amidotransferase subunit A. Lineage: Eukaryota; Fungi; Ascomycota; Sordariomycetes; Hypocreales; Hypocreaceae. The record is from RefSeq and is a predicted model, not a curated record. Gene Ontology annotation, biological process: mitochondrial translation; glutaminyl-tRNAGln biosynthesis via transamidation. Bases 1 to 1530 code for a protein of 509 amino acids. Gene Ontology annotation, molecular function: glutaminyl-tRNA synthase (glutamine-hydrolyzing) activity. The transcript has 2 exons. Gene Ontology annotation, cellular component: mitochondrion; glutamyl-tRNA(Gln) amidotransferase complex.
AUGACGGCGGCAAUCGUUCGCCGUAGGGCUCUAAUAAGGACGACAUGGCGUGACAGCUACAUCCAGCCAUCCAUCGGCCAAGUGCCUUUGCGGCGCUCGCUGAGCACGUUCAAUCACUUUGUGGCAAGCACUAAAGCCGAGCCAAAUUCACCGCUGCCGCCACAGAUACCCAAUGCGAAGCCUUUUAGACUAGCUGUGAAGGACAACAUCGUCACUGAAGAGUUCCCUACGCAAUGCGCCUCAGCUAUCCUGGGUCAGCAUGCGUCGCCCUUUGAGGCCACCAUUGUUCGCCAGCUACGGCAACGUGGAGCAACCGUUGUUGGGAAAACCAACAUGGACGAGUUUGGAAUGGGAUCGCAUUCUGUCAACUCUGUCCACGGACCCGUUCGCAACCCCCUAGCAGCAACUGGUGAUGAUGUAUCUGCGGGAGGCAGCUCCGGAGGCAGCGCAGUUGCGGUGGCACUCGGCGAGGCGGACAUUGCGCUUGGUACCGACACAGGUGGCUCAGUCAGGCUACCGGCAGCAUAUACCGGCACUAUUGGAUACAAGCCGAGCUAUGGGAUGCUCUCAAGGUUUGGCGUCGUUCCGUAUGCAAACUCCUUGGACACCGUUGGUCUACUUGCACGAGAUGUUGAGCCGAUCCAAGACCUUAUAUUCGACACCGGCCUAUAUCAAGAGCAUGAUCCUCAUGAUCCCACCUCAUUGAAUGUUGCGGCCCGUCAGCGCUGUUCAAAGGCUUGUCCUCCGACGCUACCAGAUCUCUCUCAGCUUACUAUCGGCAUACCAGUCGAAUAUAACAUUGACGAGCUAGACCCCUCCAUACGUGCAGCCUGGGUUGCUACUGCUUCAGCAUUGGAGGCACAGGGCGCUCGUGUAGUCCCCGUAUCUCUUCCAUCGAUAAAGGAAGCCCUCUGCGCAUAUUACAUUCUCGCCCCGGCAGAGGCAUCAUCCAACUUGGCCAAAUAUGACGGAGUACGAUACGGCGUUCGCGGUCCCGGAGGAGAUGCAGUCGGCGAAACCCUCUACUCCGAGGCUCGCGGUGCUGGUUUCGGAGCCGAAGUGAAACGGCGAAUUCUCCUGGGAACUUAUAGUCUAAGCUCCGAAGCCAUGGAUAACUACUUUAUUCAGGCUCAGAAAGUCCGUCGGUUGAUCCAGCGGGACUUUGACAGAGUUUUCAAAUUGGACAAUCCGCUGUACGAACCUAGGCAGUUCGACCUGAGCGAGAUGUCUGCGGAUACUGCUUUGGAGGACAAACAAGGUCCUCUCCAGGUGGACUUUUUGCUAUCCCCAACCGCGCCAACGUAUCCGCCCAAACUGAGCGACGUUCAAAAGCGAAGUAGUGUGGACAUGUAUAUGAAUGAUGUCCUUACGGUCCCUGCUAGUCUUGCUGGUCUGCCUGCUAUUAGCGUUCCAGUAAAAGCCGAAAAAGGCCAUCAGUUCCCAGCUGGCAUUCAGUUAAUUGCGCAAUAUUGGGAUGAUAGGAGGCUACUGACAUUGGCAGAUAAGGUGGUGAAGUUGAUUGAAGUAUGA